AGGAAGCAAUGGAACGAGACCUGAAUUCAUUAGUGGUAGCCUAGACGUACCGCAGACUUAAUUGGGACAUAAUCUAGACACUUUAACCGUGAUCAUGGUCAGAAAAUACAUCUUAUUCUCUCUUUUCUUGAAUUGUUACGUUUUGGGGAUCAAAAAUGAAGGCAUUUUCAAUGGGCAAAAACCCUUCAAGUACACCAUUGUAAAUCCUCAGGCGAUUCACAGAUGGACAAGGAGCAUCAUCAGACCACCACAAUCAGAAGAGAAAUAUGGAGAGGAGAUGUUAACAUAUUCACUCAAAAUAAACAACAGAACACACCUUCUUCAUCUACAAAAGAACAGAGACUUUAUACACCCAAACUUUGUUCAGUAUUCACUUGACGCCAUUGGUAACCACAGGUCAUCAUAUCCAAAAGAACUUGUGAAUUGCUAUUACCACGGAGAGGUGGAGGGAGAUCAGAAUUCAGUGGUGGCACUCAGCACAUGCUCUGGCCUGAGGGGUGUGAUCAUCCUUGGAAAUGAGACCUAUGGACUUGAGCCUAUGCCACAGUCUGCCACCAAUGAGCACAUUCUGUACCUACUGAAGGACAUUCAGUCCGAGCCAGUCGCCUGUGGGGUCGUCAGUGAGGCUGACACAUCAAAGCAAAGCUAUGAACCCUUUGAGCCUGGCCAAUCGCUAGCUUCACUGCUGCGGAGGAAGCGCAAUUUACCUCAAACCAGUUAUGUGGAGUUGGUGCUGGUUGUCGAUAAUCUCAGGUAUAAUUAUAUGAAACGAAAUGACACGGCUGUACAAGUGCAAAUGGUGGAAAUUGCUAAUCUACUGGAUGGGUAUUACAAGCAGUUGAAUAUUCGUGUGGUGCUGGUGGGCCUGAAGAUUUUUAAGGAUAGUAAUCCCUUUAGUGUGAAUGGCAAUGCAGGGGAGGUGUUGGGGAGGUUUGUUGCGUGGCGGAAGACUGUACUAUUACCACUUAUUAGGAAUGAUAUGGCUCAACUCAUUGUGGGUCAGCCCAGCCCAUACAGCGGAAGUAUAUUAGGAAUGGCCUUUGUGGGCACGGUCUGCUCCGUAUCAACCUCUGGAGGAAUCAUUGUGUUCAGCGACAAUAGUCUGCCCUAUAUCUCCACUGUGGUGGCCCAUGAGAUGGGCCAUAACCUGGGCAUGAAUCACGAUGAUGGCCGCUGCACUUGUAAUGGAAAAAGCUGCAUCAUGUCAGCCUCUGCUAGUGGUUCAACCAGUUUUAGCAGCUGCAGUGCAACUGACUUUGAGGCACUGAUCAUUCGUGGAGGAGGCGUGUGUCUGAGAAACCAGCCCUCCGCAUCAGAAGUGGUUGGUACUCCUGUAUGUGGCAAUGGCCAGCUGGAGACAGGAGAGCAGUGUGACUGUGGCACACCACAGGAAUGCACCAAUGACUGCUGUGAUGCUGCCACCUGUACAUUUGCACGCGGGGCCACCUGUGCUGCGGGGAGCUGUUGUGCCAACUGUCAGAUCAGAGUUUCUGGAACGCCAUGCAGAGAGUCUGUCAACACAUGCGAUCUUCCUGAAUACUGCAAUGGCACAAGUGCGUUCUGUCCCAUUGAUUUCUAUGUCAUGGACGGCCUGCCCUGUGGAAGUGCGUACUGCUAUGAGGGCCGAUGCCAGACGUAUGAUUUCCAGUGCAAACAACUCUUUGCAACAGGUCAAGCAAGAAAGGCAGCUGAUGUUUGUUUUCAGAAUGCAAAUACUAGAGGAAACUUAUUUGGAAACUGUGGAAUCACCAGCAAUGGAGGCUAUAUCCCAUGUAGUGUAGCAAACUCCAUGUGUGGAAAGGUGCAGUGUACUAACGUGGACUUGAGCAUCAUCCCUCCCGGCGCCCAAGUCAGUUUCCAAGUAGUUCAAGGGUCAACUUGUGUUAAUGCAGACUUCAACCUCGGCACAGAUGUGCCAGAUCCUGCCUACGUUAAACCUGGCAGCCCCUGUGAUAUUGGAAAGUCCUGCGUGAACUUUCAGUGCGUGAACGCUUCUGCUCUGCUGCCCAACUUGACUUGUGACGCCAAGACCACUUGCAACAGCCGAGGGAUAUGUAAUAACCUUGGGCACUGCCACUGUCAAAAUGGGUGGGCCCCACCUUACUGUGACAGGCCAGGGCGAGGUGGCAGCAUAGACAGUGGUCCUGCUCAGAUAGACUACUCCCUCAGGAAUGGCCUGUUGAUCUUCUUCCUGUUGGUGGUUCCUGUUCUGGUCUUUCUCAUUCUGGUGCUGCUCUACAUCUUCAGGAGAGAUUCCCUGGACCCAUGCCUAAAAGGAAGCCUUGCCAACCGUCUCAAGACACGUAAUGCUCAAAAAGGAAAUGCAAAUGCACAGUCAAACAGCAAUGUUCAGACAAGUGCCACAACCCAGGCUCCCCCUGAUAGGCCUGGAAGUCUGCCAGCUACCUCAGUUCCAAUUGCUGGUUUCAGGUAUGGAGAACUAGAUUACUGGAAUACAGAAGCAAGCACUGCCCCUCCACAACGACCAGCUCCUGCUCAAGGCCCCGGAGUGCCCAAACCCAUCCCACCCAAGCAGCCACAGAACUGAUUCACUUUUUAUACUACAUAUUUUCAGUUGUUUGGUGAAUGUAUGGAGUUCACUACAGCUCAACAUUGUAUGAAGAGACUGUGUUAAAACACUGUGAUUAUAAUAGACUCACUGUAACCUUUUUUACAGUGACAGUAAUAACCAGGUGGUGGAUGAGGCUGGUACAGUAGACAUGUAAAUAUUUAUUGGAAUAUGUGUCUUUUUUUUUUUUUUUUUUUAGAUUCCAGUUUAUCACUCAUUGGAAAGAAUUGCACAUAAAAUAUAUUUUUAAAUCAUCAAAUCUUUUGUAUUUGAUACUACUGUAUAUUUUUUCAAAGAUUUUGUGAUUUCAUGAAUGUUAAUUGUAAUAAAUUGUAAUAAAAACAUGUUUGCUAUCAGA
Micropterus salmoides (largemouth bass) is the source of this 2927-nucleotide messenger RNA. RefSeq lists its product as uncharacterized. Lineage: Eukaryota; Metazoa; Chordata; Actinopteri; Centrarchiformes; Centrarchidae. Gene Ontology annotation, biological process: proteolysis. The record is from RefSeq and is a predicted model, not a curated record. Gene Ontology annotation, molecular function: metalloendopeptidase activity. The transcript is spliced from 22 exons. Gene Ontology annotation, cellular component: plasma membrane. Bases 95 to 2548 code for a protein of 817 amino acids.